Molecule: messenger RNA, 2450 nt
Organism: Stegastes partitus (bicolor damselfish)
Lineage: Eukaryota; Metazoa; Chordata; Actinopteri; Pomacentridae
Gene: nr5a2
Product: nuclear receptor subfamily 5, group A, member 2
Exons: 3
Biological process (GO): tissue development; regulation of transcription by RNA polymerase II; hormone-mediated signaling pathway
Cellular component (GO): RNA polymerase II transcription regulator complex
Molecular function (GO): nuclear receptor activity; RNA polymerase II cis-regulatory region sequence-specific DNA binding
Source: RefSeq, a predicted model, not a curated record
UUUUUUUUAUGUAUCUCUAACCAGGUGGAUGACCAGAUGAAGCUGCUGCAGAACUGCUGGAGUGAACUCCUCAUCCUCGACCACGUCUUCCGGCAGGUGGUGCAUGCCAAGGAGGGCUCCAUCCUAUUGGUCACUGGCCAGCAGGUGGACUAUGCAGUGAUUGCUUCACAGGCGGGAGCCACCCUCAACAAUCUGUUGAGUCACGCCCAGGAGCUGGUGGCCAAACUACGCUCCCUGCAGCUGGACCAACGGGAGUUCGUCUGCCUCAAGUUCCUGGUCCUCUUCAGUCUGGAUGUGAAGAACCUGGAGAACUUUCACCUGGUAGAAAGCGUGCAGGAGCAGGUAAACGCAGCGCUGCUGGACUACGUCAUGUGCAACUACCCGCAGCAAACGGACAAGUUCGGCCAGCUGCUCCUCCGGCUGCCCGAGAUCCGAGCCAUCAGCCUGCAGGCCGAAGAGUACCUUUACUACAAGCACCUGAACGGCGACGUUCCCUGCAACAACCUGCUCAUCGAAAUGCUGCACGCCAAGAGAGCUUAGGACGGGGACUGCACGACACACACGACGGCGCGGACAUUCUCAAGAGUUUUGCUGCAGCCCCCAAAAAAAAUAAAAAGAGGAAAAAAAACAAAAAAACUUCAAAAUGAUGCUUUCACCAAAACGAACCUCCAGCUCACACUUGGCCGUGUGAUGAUGUGAAGGGCGGGAGAGCAGAGAGAACUCUUGUUUAUAUUGAGCUCAUUUUGAUGUUCAACUUGAAGUGCAGAUUUGGACAAAACACAUGCACAGAGACUCAUGACGUGCACAGAUAAAAAGCAUAUGGAUCCCUUUAUUGUACAAAAAAUAAAAUAAAAUAAAAAAAAAUAAAAAGUCAGACAGAAGAGUCGCUUCUCCUCAACCACACAGAAACAAAAAAAAAACAUUGUUGAAAGGAAAAAAAGAGAAACACUUGAAGCAAAACUCUGCAUUUGACACUACACGAUGAUAUCUAAAUCAUCCGCAAGACUAUCAGACUGCAACUUAAAGAAUGAACAGCCCCCCCCGAGUGUUUUAGCGCUGGUGAUAUACCGUGAGAGGGGUUUUUUCUGUGCUGAGAAAGGAAGCUGAAUAACACUGCCCAUCUUUCAGACAGCUGUGUGACUCGAGCGGCGGCUUGUUUCGAGGAUCCUCCUGUGUGUAUUCUAAUUGAAAGCUGGCUUUUAGCUGUUGUUGGUACUGUAAAAGGCAAACGGACAAGCAGUCAGCCAGGCAAGAGACUCUUACCUACCAUGUCUGUUUUUUGAACUCACACCAGAUGCCUGCCGUGGCAGCUUGACCCCACUGAAAAGGGUGAAAAAAUAAAAAUAAAGGUCUGAAAAAAAAAGAAAAAAAAGAACAUUCUUUAAUGAACAAAAAGAGGCUGGUAAGAAGACGAUGUGUUUUUUCUCUUGUAAUGAAAGUCAUUUGCUUCUCAUGGUCACCUUGUGGUUCCCCUUUCUUACACCACCAACCUCCCCAAAUCAUCUUACACUAUGUACCUCAGAAAGACCAGUGUUAAAUAAAUUCACUUAAUAAUGUCAGCUUAAAUAAUAGUAUUUAUAGCCCCCUUUUUUUCCUGCAAAAAAAACAAAACAAAAGAAAAAAAAAAAAACCUCCACACCCUUCUUUUUUUUUUUAUUAUUUCUUUAAAACUGGAACAAAACAAAGUGUGAUUCUGGAGACGGAGAAGGAUCAAUCCUGCCUUUGUUCGAGAAGACCAAAGCCUGCUGCAGAACAGAAGAAGGAAAUUACAAAUACCUUAAUAAUCAGUAUUAUAAGAGAAAAAAAAAAUUUGUGAUGUCACAGUUAUGUGAGUCUUGCCUUAUUUCAUUACCAUGCUAGCUAACCGUGCAGAUGUGAAUGAAAAUAUGUACAAAUAUAUAUAUAAAGUAUUAAUGUUGUAAAAAAUUUUAAAAAAAGAAUAAUUCAACAGGUGUUUACAUUCAUGUGGUCAUAUGGGAGAGAACUGUGAUGAAGCAGAAAUUGCAAAGCAAUGAUUUCCUAAAAAAAAAAGAAGAAAAAAAAUGAAAUCAACGAAAUGAAGAAAAAGAUCCCUCUGGUUUGCUUUCUUUGGUGUGUGUACAGUGUUUUAUUUUUUUAUUUGUUUCGAGCAGUACUUAAAUUAUGUCGUGAGACACUAAAAUCAAAGAGGAAUCACACUUAAAAUAUUAAUUUUCUGUGUCUGCUGGCAUUCAAACGUUUGUUUUUUGAGCAUUGCUGUAUAAGGGUUCCGUUUCACUUUCGACCUUUUAUUUGUAAGACCUUUUAUUUCUUUCUUUUUUGUUUUUUUUUUUUAUUUACAGUGCUUUGACCUUUAUGAUGUACAGUAUGUCACUGGUUACGCUUAAUAAUGAAGAUAAUUUAUUGCGUCGCUGGGUUUCCAUCUUUGUGUUACAUGACGUGAGGUGUCCACGCCAGAAUAAAUUUGUUUA